Fukomys damarensis (Damara mole-rat) is the source of this 1422-nucleotide messenger RNA. Its product is annotated as SH3 domain-containing protein 19. The transcript has 6 exons. The record is from RefSeq and is a predicted model, not a curated record. The annotation marks the transcript as partial. Lineage: Eukaryota; Metazoa; Chordata; Mammalia; Rodentia; Bathyergidae.
CCAAGGACCCUUGUCAUCUAUCAGAGCUGUAAUCAAGAGAUCACUCAUGAAUAGUGCACAGCAAAAUGCCCCGUGGAAGAGCAUCUCGGACUUCUAUUCAAAGUGAACUUCAUCGGGAUAGGAGGCGGCCAGAGAUCACCAUUGUGGCAGCGGAGCCGCUGAGGCCAGCCUCGUGGUUUCCAGGAGGCCCACCCCCAGGCCUGGGAUUUCCCCCGACUCCUGCAGCUGGCCCUUGGAGGCCAAAUGAGCUGGUUCCUGCUGAGCUCCCACCCUCUUAUGAACAAGUCAUAAAAGAAAUCAACCAAGUUCAAGUUAAUACUACAAACAAUAAUAAUGCUGCUGCCCCUCCAAGGCACACUAUUACUUCUGCAACUCAGACGGACUUUUUAGAAGAAAUAGACAACCAUCUGCCUCAAACACUACAGGCACCACUCAAGCCUCUGCAGCCUCUGCCAACAGCCUCAUGUGGCAAACUUCCAGCAAAUGUAGCGCCUUUAAUAGUCUUCGAUAUUUCUGAAGAACAGAAUUGUCCAGAAAACACCAGUACUACAAGAUGUCCUGUGCCAAGACCAAGAUCAAAAAGCAACCUCAGGCCAGUAGUUAGAGAUACUAACAUUAAAGAAAAAAGUCACCAGAAAAUCAGUCCCACAAUCCCAGAAGAGGAGUCUUCCCUAGGCCAGCCCCAGUCUCUGUCGGAUAAUAACAACGACUUAGAGAGUCAGACAGUGAUGAACAUUAUGAACACAGAACAAAGCCAAAAUAAUAUUGUUUCAAGGAUCAAAGCAUUUGAGGGUCAGACAAAUGCAGAAACCUCAGGCCUGACCAAGAAACCAGAAAUCACUCCUCGUACACUUCCCCCAAAGCCUGCUGUUUCCUCAGGGAAACCCUCUGUGGCUCCUAAACCAGCUGCUAACCAAGCUUCUGGAGAAUGGGAUACAUGGACUGAAAACAGACUCAAGGUGACCCCCAGGGAAGGGUUCACCUCCUACUCUUCACCACAAGAAACAGGGAGCACCCUGGUAACCAAACCUGAAUUGCCAAAGAAACCAACUCCUGGCCUUAUACGAAGUGGUAAUCAUGAGAUUUCGGGAGGAGGGCCCAUGGUGGAGAGUCCUGGUGUUGGGAAGAAAGUCCCAACUCCUGCUCCACGGCCUUUGCUGCCAAAGAAGUCAGCUUCCUCGGAAAACCCUCCCUGCCCUUCAGCUCCACCUAAACCAGUCCCUGUGCCUCCCCGACUCUCAGUAGCAUCACAAGCCAAAGCAUUCAGGUCACUGGGAGAAGGGCCCCCAGCCACUCCCCCAGUUCCAGCUCUUCAAAGCAAGCCCCUGGGGGACGUCGACCUCAUCAGCUUUGAUGAUGAUGUUUUGCUCUCCUUAUCUGGGAACCUGGCUGAAGAAUCUGUUGGUUCAGAGGUGGUUCUAG